Perognathus longimembris pacificus (Pacific pocket mouse) is the source of this 1082-nucleotide messenger RNA. It is a transcript of the gene Rpl13a, whose product is annotated as ribosomal protein L13a. Gene Ontology annotation, molecular function: structural constituent of ribosome; mRNA binding. Bases 50 to 661 code for a protein of 203 amino acids. Gene Ontology annotation, cellular component: cytosolic large ribosomal subunit; ribosome. NCBI's taxonomy places the organism in Eukaryota, Metazoa, Chordata, Mammalia, Rodentia, Heteromyidae. The transcript has 8 exons. Gene Ontology annotation, biological process: translation; negative regulation of translation. The record is from RefSeq and is a predicted model, not a curated record.
UAAGAAACCCUGCGCCAAUACUUCCUCCUUUUCCAGGCGGCUGCCGAAGAUGGCGGAGGGGCAGGUCCUGGUGCUGGAUGGCCGAGGCCAUCUCUUGGGCCGCUUGGCAGCCAUUGUGGCCAAACAGGUACUGCUUGGCCGCAAGGUGGUGGUUGUGCGAUGUGAGGGCAUCAAUAUUUCUGGAAAUUUCUACAGAAAUAAGUUGAAGUACCUGGCCUUCCUCCGAAAGCGGAUGAACACCAACCCUUCCCGUGGCCCCUACCAUUUCCGGGCCCCAAGCCGCAUCUUUUGGCGGACUGUGCGAGGCAUGCUGCCCCACAAGACCAAGCGAGGCCAGGCUGCCUUGGAACGCCUGAAAGUGUUUGAUGGGAUCCCACCACCAUACGACAAGAAAAAGCGCAUGGUGGUCCCUGCUGCCCUCAAGGUCUUACGCCUGAAGCCUACAAGGAAGUUUGCCUACCUGGGGCGCCUGGCUCAUGAGGUCGGCUGGAAGUACCAGGCCGUGACAGCCACCCUGGAGGAGAAGAGGAAGGAGAAGGCAAAGAUCCACUACCGGAAGAAGAAACAGCUGAUGAGGCUGCGCAAGCAGGCAGAGAAGAACUUGGAGAAGAAAAUCAACAAGUUCACAGAUGUCCUUAAGACCCAUGGACUCUUGGUGUGAGCCCAAUAAAGACUGUUUAUGCCUCAUGCCUGGCCUCCCUGCCCUUCCUCAUCGCCGCCUGGAAAGUGGGGCACCUGGACAACUGUCUAGGUUGGCACAGGCAAAUGGGGACCUAGAAAGUAGGGACAAAAAGCAGGUGCUUACACAUUGAAGUUGUGCUGGCUCACCUGGUUUGCGGUCUACUUUGUUCCCAAGAUAUUCUAGGGAACAUAGCAAAUUGGUCAUAUUGAUUGCAGUAAUGGAAGUGACUGCACUGCACACUUCCAGGUGUGCCCAGGAGGCAGGCCCCUUACACCCUGCAGCUGUCUGAAUGGGGCCUUCACCUACUGGGGAAGUUAGGGGUCCGCAGCACAGAUGUAGGCCUGCCUACCUGCCUCUGCUCCUUCCCCUCUGAUGAAAAAUAAAUUAUUUUUGAAGUGUC